Molecule: messenger RNA, 1397 nt
Organism: Xenopus tropicalis (tropical clawed frog)
Lineage: Eukaryota; Metazoa; Chordata; Amphibia; Anura; Pipidae
Gene: tmem86a
Product: transmembrane protein 86A
Cellular component (GO): membrane
Molecular function (GO): alkenylglycerophosphocholine hydrolase activity
Source: RefSeq, marked validated
GCCAGGGAUCAGCCGGAGGGGUGCCAGGGAUCAGGCAAAGGGGUGCCAGGGAUCAGGCGGAGGGUGCCAGGGAUCAGUAGAAAGUACCAGUUUGUUCUGUUCCGGGCCGGCAGCCAUGGUGUCUCCAGUUACUGUGGUAAAGAGCGAAGGGCCAAAGCUGGUGCCAUUUUUCAAGGCCACUUGUGUGUAUUUUGUGCUGUGGCUCCCGACCUCCAGCCCCUCCUGGUUCAGUGCCCUCAUUAAGUGCUUGCCCAUCUUCUGCCUGUGGGUGUUCCUGCUAGCCCACGGGCUCAACUUCCUGGUCACCCACCGAUGCGCCAAAAGGAUCUUUGCCGGAUUAAUAUUCUCAGCCUUGGGAGACGCCUUCCUGAUCUGGCAGGAGCAGGGCUACUUUGUGCACGGGCUGCUCAUGUUCUCCAUCACCCACAUCCUUUACUCGUCUGCGUUUGGGAUGAAGCCAUUGGACCUUCGCACUGGGACGGUUAUGGGGCUCAUCUCCGGGGCCAUGUACUCCUUCCUGUACACCUACCUCUCCGGCCCCUUCACCUACCUGGUUGCCGUAUACACGGCUCUGAUAGCCUUUAUGGGCUGGAGGGCCAUGGCCGGGGUGCAGCUCUGGAACGACCUCUGGACCUGGACCAAGCUUUCCGCCUGUGUCGGUUCCGUGCUCUUCAUCGUGUCGGACCUGACCAUCGCCGUCAACAAGUUCUGCUUCCCGGUGCCCUGCUCCCGGGCCAUCAUCAUGGCUACUUACUACGCGGCCCAGAUGCUCAUCGCCCUGUCGGUGGUUGAGUGCCGGGAUGAGGAAGACUAUAGGCGGAGGAAGUAGGACGGACAGUUUGGGGUCCAAUGGGAUUUGGCUGAUGGGGAUCAGUGUUCCUUUAGCUGAGGCACAUUAUUUGCCCCCCCAGCAGGUACCCCCAAUCUCUCAGAGGAACCUUCUGAUGAACAAUGUGUAUUAUGUACCCCCAGGGGCCCGACCCUAUGCUGCUUAUUGCCUCCCCAAUGGGCCAAUCAGACUGUAGCCCUGCUGUAAAGAGGGAGAGAGAUGCCCUUAGGGGCCACACCUAUUGGCCUGGGGGCCACCCCAGCUCUCUCCACCUCUAUGGGGUUUUUAGGGGCAUAUUUGACGUGAGCUAUUUUUGCCCUUUGCUAAAUCUGCCCCCUUGUGGGAUGGAGCUGUGGGCGGAGACAGAGACCCCAGGAAGCCUCUUGGGAAUAUUGGGGGCAAUAGCUGUAAUGGAAAGAUACCCCCCCGGGCCUCACUUACAUUAGCUGCUGUUAGAGACUCUUAUCAUUAUUGUAUAACAAUCGGUUUCCUUUCUCUCUUCUGUGAUUGGUGGAUUUCAUAGAAACUGAUUUGCUUCGCUAAAUGUCAGUACAGAAAAUCUGAAUAA